UGCGGUUACCGAGCUACCGCGGCUUGUUGCUAUUCAUUCCGUUCCGUACCCACAGGAACCCUUUCUUUGAAAAAAAAUUGGCCUUCGGUCUCUGGGUGCAAAGAGACAAAGAGAUGCCCACAGGCGAAAACGGGCCCCAGGGUCCGACAGUAAGCCCCAAAGGGCCAUUCCCUCUGGGGCCGUUCCCACGGCACAUCUGGAUCCACCACAACACUCCUCAGGACAGCUUGGACAAAGCUUGCCACGACAUCUGGAAGAGGGUUCAAGGUCUCUCUGAAGAUCUCCAGCCUACAUCACCACUGUUCCUCCAGCCUACCGGCCCCCCAGAGCCGCCAGAGCCCCUCAGGGUCUCCCAAGAAUCCUUGGAACAGAACUGUGUCAAAGAUGAAAUUUCUCUUCUGGUGGAACAGGAAUACUUGAGCCUUACACAGGAGACCAUUAAUGAGACAGAAAUGCAAGGUUCAGAGGAAGGCAAGAAAACAGACUUUACCUUAAGUCAGACAGCUUCAAACAGCAGCCUGAUUCCACCUUCCAACAGGGACCAGUUACUAGAUGAAACAGAAGGAGUGGAAAGUGUGUACAAAGCCAUGAUUGGAAGCAAAGAAAGGGAGAGGAAGCUAAGAGCUCUCUGUGAUGCACAGCUGUCUACAAAAGCCACCAUCGCGGAGAGUUCACGCCUUGCAAAAUGCAGCAGCAAGAACUCAAAAGGGGUGGACAAUGGCAUCACUAACAUAGAAGCGUCUAACCUAGAGAUCAGUAAGUUACUGGUGCAGUUUCCAGUGAAGCACACGGAGACCGCCAAAGCUCCCGACAAGCAGCUAGUGGCAGAGAAAGCCAAGACGGUCAAGGACUUCCUACAAAAUAGCAAACUCAGCUCCCUCGGCCAGAAGGAGAGCGCAGCAGCAACCCCUUUAACCACCACAACCGUGGAAAGUCAAGCUCCAGGACAGAAGAAGCAGAUCCUAGGGCUUUCCAAGAUCUGCCCGAAGACCAACCCUGAUUUAGUGGCUGAGGCGCUACAGACUCCAGUAACUACCGCACCAUCAGACAAAAACAGCUUUAAAUACAGUGGAAGCAUUUUCGCACCACGUUUCCCUACCAAUUCAACAACUGCGACGUUAAACCACCCUUUUUGGCUUAACCUUAACUUUCCUCCACCUCCCAUCUUUCCAAACCAUUCGGGUUUCCCACAGUUCCAGGGCUUGUAUCAUCAGAGAAUGCGGAUGCCAUAUCAGCAGACUAUACACCCUUCUCUAGGAUGCUAUUCAAGACAGGUAACUCCUUACAAUCCACAGCACCUUUUUCGGUCACCUUACACCCCUCUAUUGAACUAUGUCCCUCUGGUCCAUCCCAAUUAUUCAUACCAGCAGAGGAACCUCCUCAAGCCAUCUAGCAAUAUACGUGAUCCACCAGCAAUGGCAGGUGAUGGACCGCAGUAUCAAUUCCCUCAUUUAUACGGGUUUAAUUCUACGCUGGGUGGACCUCUGAGGACUAAUCCAUAUUUCUCUUCUGUGAGUGGUAUAAACUUUUGA
This is a messenger RNA of Alligator sinensis (Chinese alligator), 1532 nucleotides long. It is a transcript of the gene CUNH1orf94, whose product is annotated as chromosome unknown C1orf94 homolog. The transcript is spliced from 6 exons. Bases 114 to 1532 code for a protein of 472 amino acids. NCBI's taxonomy places the organism in Eukaryota, Metazoa, Chordata, Crocodylia, Alligatoridae. The record is from RefSeq and is a predicted model, not a curated record.